UUUCAUUCCGUCUGUCAGUUUCAUGUGAGAUUCAGUGUCGGCUUCUGUUUACAAUGGUUUUUCUUAGAAGACUUCCAUGGAAUCUAAUUGGUUCAUGGAACAGACAAUAUGUUGCACCUUCCCGGAGGAUUCACACAAAUUUCGUGUAUCUCAAACGAAGGAAGACAGCUGAAGAAAGGAAAUCCCAGCGAAUAAUUGAAUAUUCCCCGAAAAAGUCCAAUAAGAUCACACUGUCCGGGACUGUGGAUGUUUGGCGCAACAUGACCGUUGAGGAAUUGGCUAAGUCUGCUCAAAAGUCGCUGGAGCACAUUCAGGAGGUCAUGCUAUACGUCCCAGGGGCAGAUGAUUUAGAAUCAGAAACAAGAUUGCAAGAUUUGAAGGUUAUCAAGGAGAUUGUGGAGAAAUGUGGCAUGAAAAUGAAGAUUGUGGCUCCUCCAGAUAGUUCUGAGGUAAUUGUCAAAGAUAAGGAUGUGCAGCCACGACCUCCAGCAGAUCCUGAAGACAUGGAGCCUCGUCAUCCGAUUGUCACUGUAAUGGGUCACGUGGAUCACGGAAAGACAACGCUCCUGGACACACUCAGGGGUGCUUCUGUGGCUGCUGGAGAGGCCGGUGGUAUCACACAGCAUAUUGGAGCUUUUACAGUGGAAUUGGAAAGUGGGGAAAAGGUUACUUUCCUGGACACUCCCGGACAUGCGGCAUUCAGCGCAAUGCGAGCUCGAGGAGCCAAUUGCACGGACAUUAUUGUCCUGGUCGUGGCUGCUGAUGAUGGAGUGAUGCAGCAGACCAAGGAGGUCGUGCGUCUGGCCGAAGAGGCCAAAGUAGCAGUCAUUGUGGCUGUUAAUAAAAUCGACAAGCCAGAAGCGGAUAUUGAGAGGACAAAACAAGGACUGAUGCAGCUAGGAUUGACGCUCGAAGGACACGGAGGGGAUAUCCAAGUGGUGCCAAUUUCUGCGCUCAAAGGAACGAAUCUCACCGAACUCACGGAAACCAUCAGCGCUCAGGCCACAAUGAUGGGGCUCAAGGCGGACUUCAAGGGAUUCGUGGAGGGCAUUGUGAUUGAGUCGCGAAUUGACAAAUUCCGUGGAAAAUUGUCCACGACAAUCGUGACACGAGGAACUCUCCGAAAGGGAGCAAUUCUCGUGAGCGGAGUGGCUUUUGCAAAGGUCAGGGGUUUAUUUGAUCACACGGGAAAACCCCUGGAGAAAGCGACUCCAGGAACGCCUGUUGAGAUUCUGGGCUGGAGAGAUCUCCCAUUGGCUGGAGAGCAAGUUCUCGAGGUGGAGAGUGAAAAGAAAGCCGGUUCAGUUUUGAGAUUCCGGAAAAAUAAGCAAAUGGAAGAGAAGGCUGAAGGGGAUCGUGAGGCUAUUCUCAAGAAGGAGCUUGAGCAUCUAGAGAAGUAUCGAGCAGAACGGGAUGCAAGGAGGAAGGCAGGUUACUUCCGGAGCCGACAAAAGGGUCCGCGACAGAAAGAAAUUCCUGACGAUGAUCCUACUCCCUGUGUCAAUGUCAUCCUUAAAGGGGAUGUUCAUGGAUCCGUGGAAGCGAUCCUCAAUGUCCUAGACUCGUAUGAUGACUUUGAGAAGUGCAGGCUCAACAUUGUCCACUACGGAGUUGGAAAUGUCUCCGAAGGGGAUGUUGAGCUAUCCAAGACAUUCAAUGCGAUCAUCUAUGCCUUCUCUGUGGACUCUUUCGUGGCUGCGAAGAGCAGAGUGCCUGUUCGGGACUUCAAUGUGAUCUAUCAUUUGGUCAAUGAUCUCAAGGAAGAGAUCAGCAGCAAACUACCUCCUCUGGAAGUGGAGGAAGUUAUUGGAGAAGCGAGUAUUCUGCAAAUAUUCAAGAUAACGGAAGGGAAAAAGGAGGUAACGGUCCUGGGAUGUCGCUGUACUAAAGGAGUUUUGAAGAAAAAGCUGCAGUACAAGAUAGUGAGGCAGAACGAAGUCAUCUACACAGGAGUCCUGGAUUCCAUGAGGCACCUAAAGAACGAAGUGGACUCCGUCAAAAAUGACACUGAAUGCGGCCUGAAGCCCAGAGAUUUGUCUUGCGAAGUCCAACCUGGAGAUGUUGUUCAGUGCUUUACUGUCAACGAAAAGACACAAACAACAUCUUGGGAUCCUGGAUUCUGAUCCAUUUAACGUCUGUGAUUGCUGUAGAACAAUUUCUAGCAAUA
Messenger RNA from Phlebotomus papatasi, 2167 nucleotides. RefSeq names its product translation initiation factor IF-2, mitochondrial (gene mIF2). NCBI's taxonomy places the organism in Eukaryota, Metazoa, Arthropoda, Insecta, Diptera, Psychodidae. The transcript is spliced from 5 exons. The record is from RefSeq and is a predicted model, not a curated record. Bases 54 to 2123 code for a protein of 689 amino acids. Gene Ontology annotation, biological process: translational initiation. Gene Ontology annotation, molecular function: GTPase activity; GTP binding; translation initiation factor activity.